AUGAACCUCUCCUUGCCGUCGUUUUCCUUUCCCAAGGCCCCACGAUUUCAAUCUCUUUCGCCAUCGCUUCCCCAGCUCGUCGCCUUCAAGACCUCCUUCCGAUGCCUUCGCGACCCCAGCCCGUCGCCUUCGCUCCGCCCGUUGCCCUCGCUUUCCACGCCUGUCGCCUUCUCUUCCCCUCCCCCGUCGCCUUCUCUUUCCCCCGACCCUGUCGCGCUCAAUUCCCCCUCCCGUCGCUUUUCCCGCCCGUCGCCUUCGCUUCUCCCGAACGGCGCCUUCCGUUCCCCCGCCCGUCGCACUCGCUUCCCCCGCCCGUCGCUCUCGCUUCCCCCGCUCGUCGCACACCGCGCCAGUCGCACACGCUUCCCGCCCGUCGCACUCGCUUCCCGCCAGUCGCACUCACUUCCCGCCCGUCGCCUUCACUACCCCUCCCAUUGCCGUUCACUCUCUCCAGCUCACGCUCUGCCCUCCACUCACUCUCUUCCCCACCCUUCACUCUCUUCUCUCAUGUACACUCCCUUUCCCCCUGUUCUCACUCCUCUCUUUCCCCCUCGCCUCACUCUCUACCCCCCUGCUCAAUCCCUUCCCCCCUCGAUCUCUUUCCCCUACUCACGAUCUACCCCCCUGCUCAAUCCCUUCCCCCCUCGAUCUCUUUCCCCUACUCACGAUCUACCCCCCUGCUCAAUCCCUUCCCCCCUCGAUCUCUUUCCCCUACUCACGAUCUACCCCCCUGCUCAAUCCCUCCCCCCCUCAAUCUCUUUCCGCUGCUCACUCUCUCACUCUCUCCCCCUCUGCUCACUCUGCGCCCCUGCUCACUCUCUUCCCCCCUGCUCACUCCCUCCCCCCCUGCUCACUCUUUCCCUUCCUGCUCACUCUUUCCCCCUCUGCUCACUCUCUCCCCCUGGACUCACCCGCCUUUCCUCCCUGUUUACUCUCGAUUCCCCUUCGUUUAACCUUUUUUCCCCACACUACUCUUAUUUCCCCUGUUCAGACCCCUCGGUUUCCCCUGCUUACUGGCUUUCCCCCCUGCUCACCCCCUUCUCCCCCCUGCUCACUCUCUUUCCCCUUUUGCUCACCCCUCUGCCCCGUCCACAUCCAACCCUCGCUUAUCUGCCAUACCCCCUCUUCCCUUCCCGUUCUAUCACGGAACCAUGCUUGAACAGGUUACAGGUGCCCAGCACCAUGAGUCCCAACAGGAAUGUGAUGAAUGUGUUCCUGUAG
Molecule: messenger RNA, 1221 nt
Organism: Closterium sp. Yama58-4
Lineage: Eukaryota; Viridiplantae; Streptophyta; Zygnematophyceae; Desmidiales; Closteriaceae
Source: the annotation of a GenBank genome assembly